Molecule: messenger RNA, 2451 nt
Organism: Pollicipes pollicipes
Lineage: Eukaryota; Metazoa; Arthropoda; Thecostraca; Pollicipedomorpha; Pollicipedidae
Product: partitioning defective 3 homolog B
Exons: 20
Coding region: 1-2451 (816 amino acids)
Biological process (GO): establishment or maintenance of epithelial cell apical/basal polarity; establishment of centrosome localization; microtubule cytoskeleton organization
Cellular component (GO): apical plasma membrane; apical junction complex; adherens junction
Molecular function (GO): protein binding; phosphatidylinositol binding
Source: RefSeq, a predicted model, not a curated record
AUGCGACCGUCCGACUCGUGGGUGACUGUGCACUCGCUCAAGUCGGUGGACGGCGGCCUGCUGGACCCGGACGACCGGCUGAGCGACGUGGCCGACGACCGCGAGCAGAUCGUGGCCGUGUAUGAGGAGCAUGGCGGCCGGGCCGCUCCGCACGGCGGCGGCGACGGCACCUCUGGCAGCUCGGACGGCACGGCCAGCCCCGUCCCCCUCACGGGCGGGGAUCACGACAUGCAGCGGUUUUCCCGGAUGGACAUUGAGGUCAGCGGUCAGCAGGCGCCUGCCUGCUCGCUUCAGGUGCGGCGCGGCAGUGAGCCGGCGCUGAACCAGGUGUGCCCGCUGCCGCAGUUCCCGCCGGACCUGUGCGCCGACGCCAGCAAACGGUGGUCGGCCGCGCCCAUCAUUGACAACCAGAUCGUGGCCAGCUCGACCCCGAUCAAGGACACGAGUUUCGAGCAGCUGACGCCGCCGGGCGAGCGGGAGGAGGCGUCGGGCGACGAGCGCGACCGGCCGCCGUUCUCGCGCCUCGCCCGCGACGCCAACCGGCUCUCCAUGCAGGUCGGCGGCAACAGCGACGGCAUAUGGAGGUGGGCGGAGGCGGCCGACCGUCUGGUCAGCCCGCAGACGCCGCGAUGGGAGCCGGUGGGGGGCUCCAACGGCUCGCCAGACGUCUCGUACGAGGAUACCAGGUGGCCGCCACCCCAGCAGCAGCAGCAGCAGCAGUUGGUGGUCCUGACCGACGUCUCCGGGCCCCUCGGGAUCCACGUGGUGCCGGAGUGUGACGAGAGCGGUCGCGACGCGGGCCUGCACGUGCAACGGGUGGAGCCGGACGGCGCGGUGCGGCGCGACGGACGCGUCUCCGUCGGCGACCGCAUCGUGCAGAUCAACGGCCACAGCCUGCGUAACAUCAGCUUCCAGAGGGCGCAGGAGAUCUUCGUGAGCGCGAUGAGCGGCGGUGAUCUGCGACUGCUGGUGGAGCACGUGCCGGGCCGCUCGCAGCCGCCGGCGCUGGGGGUGCCGGCUUCGCUGUCGUCGCGCACGCAGAGCGUCAUGCAGACGUCCAACACGCGCAAGCUGGGCCGCCGGCUGUCGGUGGCGCUGGUCAAGGGCGCCGACGGCCUGGGCUUCAGCGUGACGACGCGCGACAACCCGGCCGGCGCACACGCGCCCGUCUACGUCAAGAACAUCCUGCCGCAGGGCGCGGCGGUGGAGGACGGCCGCCUUCGGCCGGGGGACCGGCUACUGGAGAUCGACGGCGUCGCCGUCACCGGACUCAGCCAGCGCCAGGUGGUGCACAUGCUGCGCGCCGUGCGGCCGGCCCAGCCCGUCGAGCUCGUGCUCUCGCGCCACGAACAGGAGGACGCCAGCCCCAAGCUGCCGCGGCCGCUGCCGGCCGACCACCGCGAGCCGGACGAGUCGGAGCCCUCUCGCGACAAGGAGGUCCUCGUGUUCGACAUCCCCGUGCACGACUCGGAGCGAGCCGGCCUCGGUAUCAGUGUCAAGGGCAAGACGACGGCCGGCCAUAGCGGCCCGCUGGACGUGGGCAUCUACAUCAAAAACGUUAUUCACGGCGGUGCCGCCAGCAAGGACGGCCGCUUGCAGCGCAACGACCAACUGAUCGACGUCAACUACACGGCCCUGCUGGGGCUCAGCAACAGCGACGCCAUGGAGACGCUGCGGCGCGCCAUGUGCCAAGAGGGCCCGAAGUCGGGCGUCAUCACGCUGACGGUAGCGCGUCGGGGCGAUCUGGGCGGCGGCAGCGGACGCGAGUCUGUCAACAGCAUGCUCUCCAAUUCGUCCGGCGAGGUGCUGGCCGGCUGGCGGCCAUCCAGCGAGCGCGACCAGUCGGGCCACAGCGAGGAGUCGCAGGUGACCGUGAUCCAUCGGCCGCCGCCGCCGCCGCCGCCAUCCGACGGCCACGGCCACGGCCCCGGCCCCGGCGCCGACCGACACCCCCGCAACAUCCGCAACGACAGCUACUACCAGGCCACGCACGACACGUGGGACGCGUCGGCGCUGCAGCAGGCGGCGGCGUCCCCCGCCGGCGAGCGGACGUCGCUGGAGCAGGCAGGUGUGGGCUUCACUCGUGACCAGCUGGGCCGCCAGUCCAUCAGCGAGAAGCGGCACGCCUCCAAGGACGCCAAGGGCACGGACACGUACCAGCGCACCAAGCGGGCGCGCGAGGAGCGCGAGCUGGGUCCCAGCCUCGGCAUGAAGAAGUCCUCCAGCCUCGAGUCGCUGCAAACCAUGGUGCACGAGGCCGUGCGCGGCCGCGGCUGCAACGAGAGCUUUCGCGCCGCUGUCGACCGCAGCUACGAGGCGCCGCUGGCCAACAUGCGGGACCGCAUGGAGACGCGUGAGUGGCCGAGCUCCAUGAGCUCGGGCGCCGCCGACGACAAGAAGGCGAAGCGACGCUCCGGCCUACUGAAGGGACUCGGCAGUAUGUUCAGGUAG